GUUGCCACAAAGCAUAGUACGAAAACGAAGUUAAUAGUAUACGUCUGUGAAGAAAGAACAGCGUACGACGUCGUCUGGGUCGUCGUCGGGUGAGGCUUGAUGCGCGACAGCAUCGUUGCUUCGGUCUUCGCUGAGUUUUUUGAUGAUUAGUGGUUCGGUGAUCAUAAGUACUUCUGUGGAACUGGCAAAGAAAUAAGUAUUCAAGUUGUGGAACUACAAAAUUUCGAACAGCUACAAGACUGCAGUAGCUAGGAGCACACUGUCACUGGUGACCACCGGUUGUAGACCACGCAUUUAUUGUUCGCUUGUGAUCAUUCUCACUGCCACAAUCAGAAAGAACAAGAAGUGAUGUCUUCCUCGCGCCGCGUUCCCCUUCCGGACAACGCUGGGCUGUGCCUGUCCCACCAGGGGGCCAUGUACAACCUCAUGAUGAAACAGCGGGCGGAGCUGCAGGUGGAGCAGACCCGGCAGUACCAAAAUCUGGUCCGCGACCGCGAGGAGCGGGAGAACCGCGCGAAACUUGAAGAGGAGCGGUUGCGGAAGGAGAAAAAGGAGAAGGAUCGGAAAAAGGCCGAGGAAGAGCGGGCGAAGGCGUACCAGGAAGCGGUGGAGAACAAGGGGCGGUACGAAGAGAUGGUGCGGAACCGCGAGGCGGAGAAGAAACGCGCGGAAAUGGCCGAGCGCGAGCGGACUGCUCUCAGGAACGCCGCAAACCAGCGCGCGUACGAAAGAAUGAUGCAGAAACAGGAACAGCAGAAAAAAGACCGCGAACUCUCGAUCUAGCCAAGAGGAAAGUGCAUACAUAACAGAGAAAUCGAUAGAAAACUGUGCUUCGCGUUUAAGUGUCACAUCAAAGGGUCUGUUUGUCCGGAGCAUGACAUUUAAGAAUUAUCACGAUUUUUCUUUCCGGGCUGCUCUCUAGAUGUCAGGAAAUUAAAAUUUCCUCUUUUGGUGUCUCUGCAUUACAGAAUGGCGCCAAUUUAGCAGCACAAUUUUUCUUCCUUCCCGCUAUGGGUGUACUUUUCUCUGUGAUACUACCCGGCUGCUGAAAGAGGAGCGGGAGCGGAAAACGAACCAGACACAAGCUGUAUCCUGAGUAAAAGCGUCCACACCCCCAGAAGAGUUGUCAGGCAGAUUUGCAUAUAUCUUUAUCUACCGGUACCGGAACAGCCAGCACUUGCUGCUGUAUUGCGCAUCCGUAUGAGAUGCAUUUGAUGUAGGCGUGUUUUGGUAUUCGUAAUGCUGUAACCCGGAUAAGCACAAGCAGAUGGCUUCAUUCUCCCUUUGUGAUCAUACAGCUGUCCUCUUUGCUCCUGCGCUACACUACAUGACAGCGAGAAACCUGUGGUGCCCAAAGCUUUUGGAGUUGUGUUGCAGAGUUCUCAACUUGACUAGGGGGCGUGGACGUUUUUGCACAGGAUAAGGUAGAGGACUGCCGGCGAAAAGACGGAGAACCAAUGCCCAGCAGGCCGGGGAUUGAACGUAGUACGAAACGCACUUAAGUGAGGCAACAUGUUUGAAUAACGUAAAAAGGUGCUGUCCUGGAAAGUUCCAUUUACAGAGUUCAUCACCCUAGUAUUUAUGGAAAGCUCGGUCUAUCACCAUAGAUGCCGAGGAAGAUAGAACCCGCCAGCAUGAGAAUUCAUCCAAAAAACAAAACGCCAGGUGGUCUUCCUCGUCUUAGCCACUCGCGCAAGGUCAAGGCGUGGCGUUCUUCUCUGUUGUGGACCGACAACUACGCAGCACCACUCUGUUACUGGCCUCUUCCUUAGUUGUCGCCCCGUACCACCUUUCGUUUUCCUUUCUAGUAUGCUGUGUGUGUGUGUGUUGUGACUGUGCACUGUGAGCGUACUGCGUCUAUUAAUUACAACUGGUACCACUCUCAGUACGUUUUAACUUGAAGUGAACUUCAUCUAUAGUUGUGCUUCUCGUUAGACUUCUUGUUUGCAGCUACAACUGCAGAGAAGUGGUUGUAGCGCGGGGCUGCUCGUCGUCUACUGAUGUACGGGUCAAGAUUAGCCUGAGCUAUAGCAAAAAUGAACUUCCCGUUUUGAUGUUUUCACAACUCUUGUUAAAGACACUACUACCAUUGGUUUGUUGACAAGAUGAUCAAUGAAUGUACAGAAUCUGUUGCUGCAGAUAAUUGCAAAGGCGCCGAGAUUUGUAAAAUUGGAAGUGACCACUGGCUAAGACUCACUUGCAAGACGAGUAGCAUUCACUUCGCUCGUCUAGUCUUCCAUUGUGCGAAGCUGCCACAUACUUGCCC
Amoebophrya sp. A120 is the source of this 2266-nucleotide messenger RNA. NCBI's taxonomy places the organism in Eukaryota, Dinophyceae, Syndiniales, Amoebophryaceae. The record is from the annotation of a GenBank genome assembly.